Candoia aspera is the source of this 2412-nucleotide messenger RNA. RefSeq names its product receptor associated protein of the synapse (gene RAPSN). NCBI's taxonomy places the organism in Eukaryota, Metazoa, Chordata, Lepidosauria, Squamata, Candoiidae. Gene Ontology annotation, molecular function: acetylcholine receptor binding; protein-membrane adaptor activity. Gene Ontology annotation, cellular component: neuromuscular junction; plasma membrane. Bases 102 to 1364 code for a protein of 420 amino acids. The transcript is spliced from 9 exons. Gene Ontology annotation, biological process: synaptic transmission, cholinergic; positive regulation of neuromuscular synaptic transmission. The record is from RefSeq and is a predicted model, not a curated record.
CUGCAAAUUCUGUUCCCCAAGGUAAAUGGAAGUAGCCGUGAAGCACCAAUAAAGUGUCUGAAGCUGGCUUCUCACAGCCUCCUGCAUUCUGAAGUUGGUAUAUGCAGCUGUGGAGCACGAAGGAGAUGGGACAGGACCAGACAAAGCAGCAGAUAGAAAAAGGACUCCAGCUGUAUCAGUCCAGUCAGACAGAAAAGGCCCUUCAAGUCUGGUUGCGGGUUUUGGAAAAGAGCACAGACACAGCUGGCCGGUUUCGAGUUCUGGGAUGCCUCAUCACUGCUCACUCGGAGAUGGGCAGGUACAAAGAUAUGUUAAAGUUUGCAGUCAUGCAGAUUGACACUGCCCGGGAGCUGGAGGACCCUGACUACCUUACCGAGAGCUACCUGAAUUUGGCACGGAGCAACGAGAAGCUCUGUGAAUUCCCCAAAACCAUCUCCUAUUGUAAGACCUGCCUGAGCAUGCGAGGUACAACACUGGGCCUGCAACUAAACGGCCAAGUCAACCUCAGCAUGGGCAAUGCCUACCUUGGCCUCAGUGUCUUCCAAAAAGCUUUGGAGUGUUUUGAGAAAGCUCUGAGGUACGCACACAACAAUGAUGACAAGAUGCUCGAGUGUCGUGUUUGUUGUAGUCUAGGAAAUUUCUACACACACCUCAAGGACUAUGAAAAAGCUCUGUUUUUCCCAUGCAAGGCAGCAGAGCUGGUGAAUGAUUAUGGAAAGGGCUGGAGUUUAAAGUACCGAGCAAUGAGCCAGUUCUACAUGGCCGUAGCCUAUCGGAAGCUGGGGCGCUUGCCAGAUGCUAUGGAGUGCUGUGAGGAGUCAAUGAAGAUUGCCCUUCAGCAUGGAGAUCGUCCUUUGCAAGCACAGUGCCUGCUCUGCUUUGCUGAUAUCCACCGCAGCCAUGCAGAUGUACAGACAGCUUUUCCCCGCUAUGAUUCCUCCAUGAGCAUCAUGACUGAGAUUGGAAACCGUCUGGGACAAGUCCAGGUGCUACUUGGUGUGGCCAAGUGCUGGCUGAUUCAAAAGGAACUUGACAAGGCAUUAGAAAGUAUCGAGAGGGCUCAUGAGCUGGCAGAGGGACUAAGAAACAAACUUGGCCUGCUGAAGGUUCACUGCCUGUGUGAAGGGAUCUAUCGCACGAAGGGUCAGCAGAGGGAACUUCGUAAUCAUGUAGUGAAGUUCCAUGAAUGUGUUGAAGAAAUGGAACUCUACUGUGGCAUGUGUGGUGAAUCCAUUGGUGACCGCAACCACCAGCUCCAGGCAUUGCCCUGCUCCCAUGUCUUCCAUUUAAAGUGCCUGCGAACUAAUGGAACACGAGGUUGCCCCAACUGCCGGCGCUCAUCAGUUAAACCAGGGUUUGUGUGAUCUGCUGAUGAAUUGAUGACUUAAGAAAAUUCAUCCAGUAGGGGUGAAAAGGCAGACCACUGGAGCAGUUCUGUUACAUGGUAUGGAGAUGAAACCCAUCAUAUCGACAUAAGAUCUCCUGCAAAAUUGGUGGAAAAUGUGGACCUAGAUCUUUGUCAUGACAUUUCACACAUCUGAUUUGUGAAUGUCUUCCAGUUCUCUAUCAUCUCCUUUUUCAAAGCCAGUUACUACAACAAGCCACCUUUGUUCUUUCCAACAACUUGUUAGCUUGGCCUUCCACAAUCUCAGUUUUAUUUUAAUUUUCUGCUUCUUUGGAUAGCUUCCUUCAGGGCCAACUCUGACACUCAUGCCCCACUUCUUUUUAUUCAUUCCUCAUGGGAAACAAAAUGAUCCUGCCAACGUAAUGCUGUUUCUUGGACUGGCACAGCAUUGCUUUCUUGUAGGCAUGGUGACGGCUACUCUUUUCCAGACAUUGCUUGAAUGUUACUUCAACUUAGCAUUCUGACUGAUAUUCUUCAUAAUUUAUAUUGGUACCUAACAGCUGUUUAUGCUUUAAAACAAUUACUAAGCCAUUUUUUUUUAUUUGCAAAGAACAUUUCCCAACUCGAUGCUCUCCAAAUGAGUUCCAGAAUUUCCAGGUAACAUGGGAAUUCUGGGAGUCAAAGUCCAAAUUGUCUGGAGGAAGCCAGAUUGGGGAAGCUAAUAUGUCAGAUUCAAGAGACUGUGAUGUCCCACCUGCCUCUCAGCAAUGUGCCUCUGUUUGUAUGUCUCUGUUUUCAGUGUACAGAUGUAUCCUUGGGGUUCUUCUGAAAGUAUCUGAUACUCUUGGUUUGCUUAUGUUUUUUCACAGAACAUUCAAUUUCUGUUAUGGGACUGAAAAAAAAAUGCUUCAAUAAGUCCCAGGGAAAGUUUCUUGCAUUGUAUUCCGUUUCCAUCGUCUUGUAAUGUUAUAUAGGCAGUGAUCGGUCCAGUCAUGGAAUUGUCAGCAAUAUAUUUAUACUUUCUAUAAACUGUUUAUACUGGAAUAAAUAAAGGCCAUAGCCUGUAA